ACUGAUUAUUUUAAUUUUAUUUUCAACAACAUAAAUUUUUUAAUUUUAUUUUCAACAAUACAUUACUAUACAUAAAAAAUUAACUAGAUUAGAAUUUCUCCUUAUAAUGUCACCAUUAUAUUAUGUUAUUGUCUUAUAUAUAUUUUGCGUGUGCAUUGUAGUAACCAACCAAAUUUUUAAGAUAAAACUUAGCUAAAAUCAAAAGAGAAAAUUAGAAAACAAUAACAUAAUUAAUGGCGAAUCCACCAAAGGGAAAUAGCACUGCAGGGUCUUGGAGAUGGUUCAAGAGCUUCCAAUACGACAAAGAGCAUGACAAACCAGCGGAUGCCCGGAAUGUUCUUCUAGUGGUGGCGGCUCUCAUCACCGCCGUCACCUUCCAAGCCGGCGUCAACCCUCCUGGCGGCGUUUGGCAAGACAGCGAAAGCGGUCACACAGCCGGAAGAUCCAUCUACGCCACACACAAAAUUCCUUUCUAUGUCUUCCUCAUAUCAAACACUUUGGCUCUCUCCUCAUCCAUUUUGGUCAUUAUUUGCCUCACUUAUAGGUUUCCUUUUCAUUUUGAGGUGUGGCUAGCCACAAUCUCGAUGCUGGUCACAUAUGGCUCGGCGGUAUUUGCAGUGACGCCUAAUGAGUCAGUGAAGUUUCGUUAUAUUCUGUUCGCGGCUGCUGUGCCUGUUCUCAUAAGGUUUUUGUGGGAGGCCAUCAACAGAUGGGGACGUAAAUUUCUCGGCUUGUUUCGUUGAUUAUUGUGACCACUUUCAGGUUAUCUUAUUUUCAGAGAGAAUAAUGAAUGAAGUGGAAACAUUUAUUUUUCUUUUGGGUCAACAUUUUUUUGUACUCUACCAUUUGCAUUUGAGAAGUAGUAUGGUUUGGACAUCUGUGACUAAUAUAAUUAAAUUAUUAAUUAGAGUAUAUUUUAAGCAAAAA
Cannabis sativa is the source of this 927-nucleotide messenger RNA. RefSeq lists its product as uncharacterized. The coding region runs from base 234 to 743 and encodes 169 amino acids. The transcript is spliced from 2 exons. NCBI's taxonomy places the organism in Eukaryota, Viridiplantae, Streptophyta, Magnoliopsida, Rosales, Cannabaceae. The record is from RefSeq and is a predicted model, not a curated record.